Messenger RNA from Verticillium alfalfae VaMs.102, 657 nucleotides. RefSeq lists its product as hypothetical. NCBI's taxonomy places the organism in Eukaryota, Fungi, Ascomycota, Sordariomycetes, Glomerellales, Plectosphaerellaceae. The transcript has a single exon. Gene Ontology annotation, cellular component: mediator complex. Gene Ontology annotation, molecular function: transcription coregulator activity. Gene Ontology annotation, biological process: regulation of transcription by RNA polymerase II. The record is from RefSeq and is a predicted model, not a curated record. The coding region runs from base 1 to 657 and encodes 218 amino acids.
AUGGACCAGAGUGAGAUUGACUUCUGGGUAGGCUUGGCUCAGACGGAGCAGCAGGCAUCGGUCAGCUUGACGCUCAUCACGGUCGACACGAGCCCCUCGUUGCAGCUCGUCCCUCCAGCGGUCAAGGUCCCCCCUACAGCUUCGACGUCAUUCUAUACCACACCUGUUUCCACCCCUCAGCCAUCAACUGUUUCCCCGGACCAGAUCGGCACCCCCUCGACACCCAUGAAAGACGGCAGCCAGGCGAAUGCUAGCACGCCGACAGGUACGCCAGGAGGGGCGGAUGUGACAGAACCCGCCGAGGGUGACGCGAUUCUCGUCGAUGUAACCGAUCAGACUUGGGGCGCCGUAUUAUCCCACAGACUGGGUAAUUCGACCGCGCCCGGAGAGCUAAGCACCUCUCUCAUAAGUGGCUAUCUUGUCAAGCGGGGUGGAACCAAGGUUGAGGACCCCCCAGUCGUCAUGGAGGUCAACAUUGUACACACAGAUGGGAACCCUCGAGCUCUUGAAGCCCUGCUCAGGGAGAUGCUCAACUAUUUCCGUGGCCUUGGGACCUUGGCGCGGGCCAGGGGCAUCGUGGAUAGAGAGACAGACGUGAGACCGUGGCAUAUCGCGGCGGCAGAAAAAGGCGUCCGGGCGCUGUAUUUACUGAUGUGA